AAGAUCAAAGGGUUUUUCUACACUGAUUUGCAUGGUGAAGAACUGUGGUCCGUAGAUGUUGAAUUGACUUAUGGAUCGAAACUAUAGGAAAGCUCUUCAAUGCUUGAAUAUGUGUAGUCCUGUAGAUCAGAAAAACAACUGUUUUGAUUUGGAUGCAAAGAUACCAGAAAAGCCACGUGUGCCUCCCAUGGCUAAGUUUCGAGAAAAGGACUUGUGUCAUGAAGCUACUGAAGAUCUUUUUGUUGUACCAGCUAUUCUACAGGGGAAAGGCAAAGGAUCAUUUUGGUAUGAGCCAAUUUUUCAGGUUAAAACUUUAGAAGGAGAAAUCAUUUGGAGGAGGUGUAAAUAUGAGGUUAAGAAAGGCAAAGUUCUCGGAGCAUUUUACUUCAAUGUCUUAGAUAAUAGAGUUAUAUCAAAUGGGUUUUGGACAAUUAUGGAUGUGUCUGAUAAUUUUAGCUGUGGUUUAUUUCAUUAUGAUGGUGCAACGCGAGUGGCAAGGCAGGCUGAUAAUGGUGCAGUACUUAUAAGUCCUGAUGGAGUAUACCUUAAGGAGUUAGAGAGCAUUAGAUUAUUUUUUGCUUUGGAGACGUGUGGAAUUGAGUGGGAGCUAUUUAUAGUUAUAGUUGAUAAUUGUCCAUGCCAUGAUCCUCUACUGGGAAUUCCUGAAGGUUCAAGGUUACAUUCUAUGAUUAAUGUAAAAUACCAAAGUUGGGCUUCUUGAUAGGGAUGACCAACAGUAUAAAGCUCAUUUUGGCUUUAAACUUGCUUGUUCGGCUAAAAACUCAUUUGUGUGUGAAUCCGGGAGAUGUUUUUUCUUACCCAUUCAAGACUCUGUCAAAUAUGUUAUGUGAUAGUUCAAUUUCUAUAUAUUGGUUGGACUACCAUCCUUCUUCUUCUCUUUUGUUUUUUUGAAAGAGGCUAAUUAGUACAAAGUACAAACUUCCAAGUAGUUUGAUUUAGUGGUCUUACGCAAUUAUUGAUUUCUCUGUAUGUAGUAUCAUCAACUGAGUUUUACUUAUCCACUAUACUUGAAGCUACGUGUUGUGUGCAUUUCUUUUGUUUAAGUUCUGUUUGGCUACCGAGAAAAGUGGAUGGAAGGAAAAGAGGAUUUACUGUGACGGUUUCAAAACUAUUUAUAUAAUUCAGUUAAAGAAUUGGAAAUGUAUAAACUUACUCUUUUUAUUUGCAUAUUUUGGAUGCUUCUUUUCUUCCUUGAUUAACUGCAGUUCUAUUUGUUUGAUGCAUUGAUGAAAUUUAAACUGCUAGAUUUUGGUAUGGUUCUUACGUCCUCCUUCUGUUCCUUCAUUUACUUGGACGAUCAGGAUGGAUUGUUCUUUUAGUGGUGAGGGCCUAGCUAUACUUCAGUUGCAUAAAUGGGACCCCAAUGAGUUGCAACUUGACCUAUCAGAAUUUCGUGAGGCUUUUUUUUAUCUCCAACAAGGGAGUUACUGUUGUUGCUAUCCUAUCAACACCAGGCUUUAAAAGUUCCCCUUAUAACAGGAAAGUCUGUUGAUAUUGAUGUAUCAGAAAGUUGUUGUGAUACGAGUCUAAGAAAUUCAGAUUCAACAGCUCUGCUUGCAGGAGUUAACUUCAUCUAGUAGGUCAGAUUUGAAGGACAAUAUUCCAUGCACUUCCGGAUCAGCAACGGAUAUUGAUAAUUGACUUUUCUCUUGACUGUAAUUUUUUAAAAUCUAAUAGUUUCCCUUUUCUUUGUGACGUAAACUCAUUGGCUUGGGGGUUUAGUGGGGAUGUUUAUAACCAGCACAAGUGUGGUUUGUUUAGAGAACUUCUUUUUGUGUCAGGCAACCAAGGUGUGAUGAUGGUCCAUGCCUUCUGUCAUUGUUUUAAUAAGAUUGCAGAGGUGAC
Messenger RNA from Rubroshorea leprosula, 1866 nucleotides. NCBI's taxonomy places the organism in Eukaryota, Viridiplantae, Streptophyta, Magnoliopsida, Malvales, Dipterocarpaceae. The record is from the annotation of a GenBank genome assembly.